This is a messenger RNA of Nerophis lumbriciformis (worm pipefish), 3561 nucleotides long. The record is from RefSeq and is a predicted model, not a curated record. NCBI's taxonomy places the organism in Eukaryota, Metazoa, Chordata, Actinopteri, Syngnathiformes, Syngnathidae.
AUGGGAAAGAAACAGAAGAAAUCCGGGGAGGACAGCACUAAAGAUGACGACAUCGAUGCUUUGGCUGCAGAGAUUGAAGGUGCUGGAUCCUCAAAGGACUCAAAAGGGAAGAAGAAGAAAAAGGGAGCCAAGAAGGAUGACUAUGAUGAGGAUGACAUCCUUAAGGAGCUGGAGGAAUUAUCCUUGGAGACACAUGGCAUGCAGGGAAUGAAAGAUGACAUUGCAGUGGAAGAUGUUGUUGAGCCUCCUAAAGCAGAGAAGAAAAAAACCAGGAAGGGGAAGGCACAGGGUGCCAGCCCUGAUGAAGUGGAGAGCAAUAUAGCAGAAGGUCCUGAUGACGAGCUGAGGAAUGGACAGCAGAAUAAGGUGGGACCUACUGCUCUGUCUGACUCUGAUGAUGAAAGCGGCUCACGUUCUCGUUUGAAGACCAAAAAAGGCAAGAAAGCUACCAAGAGAUCUACUGGCUCUGAUGAAGACGAGGACGACAGUGCAGCUAGAAAAGACAAAGAGGUUGAUUCAGAUGACGACGAGGAAUUCAGCUCUCGGAGAGAUAGAAAAAAUAAGAACAAAGGGAAAGCUGCGAAGAGUGAGGAUGAGGACCAGCAAGAGGAAGAUGGCAACUUUAAAAUGAAAACAGCAGCCCAAAAGAAGGCAGAGAAAAAGGAGCGAGAUAAGAAGAAAAAAGAGGAGGAGAGGCUCAAGCAAAGGAAGCUGAAGGAGAAGGAGGUCAGCACAGAUGCAAAAAAAGAACCAGAGAAGACUACAGAGGCCACACCCCCACAGGUGCUCCCUGUUGCGGACUUAGAUGUGGAUGAGCAGGAAGGAGUAGAGGCGGCAGGUGAUGACGACGGUGACAAGAAGAGAAAGGACAAGAAGAAGAAGAAAGGAGAGAAAGAUGAGAAGGAGAAGAAAAAGGGUCCAAGCAAGGCCACGGUGAAAGCCAUGCAGGAAGCUCUGGCCAAGAUGAAGGAGGAGGAGGAGCGCGCCAAGAAGGAGGAGGAGGAGCGGAUUAGAAGGCUGGAAGAGCUGGAGCAACAAAGGCUGGAGCAGGAGCGUCUUGAGCAGGAGCGCAAGGAAAAAAAGAAACAGAAGGAGAAGGAACGGAAAGAGCGUCUGAAGAAAGAGGGCAAAUUGAUGACCAAAUCCCAGAGGGAGGCACGGGCUCGGGCCGAGGCGACGCUCAAAUUGCUCCAGGCUCAAGGUGUGGAGGUGCCAUCCAAAGACUCUGUGCCAAAGAAGAAACCUGUUUACAUGGACAGGAGAAAGAAGAAGCCGAUUGCUCAAACUCCAGAAGAAACAUCUUCAGUGACCUCACCGAUUUCAGAGACGGCAGAACCUGUUGCCCCGGAGCCCGAGGCGGUGACACAACCUCCAGAGCCAGAGGUCAAGGGAGAUUUUGCUGUGGAUGAUUGGGAGGCUAUCGCCAGUGACGAGGAGAAAGCAGAGUUGAAAAAAGUACACAUUGAGGUGAAAGAGGAGCCCAUCAGCCAACCUCAGCCAACUGUCAGCGAAGAGGAGGAGGAGGAGGAGGAAGAAGAGGAAGAUGAUGAGGACGAUGAGGAGGAAGAGGAGGAAAGCGAGGAAGCGCAGGAGGAAGAAAUAGCAAAGGAGGCUGCUGUAGGCCAAGGGAAGAAGCAGCAGGCAAAGGAGAGUGAAGACGAGAGCAGCGAGAGCGAGGAUGAUGAUGAUGACAGGACCAAAGACGAGCGUCUGUACGACCGAGCUAAGAGGCGGAUUGAGAAACGGAGAGCGGAAAAUCUCAAGAAUAUCGACACAAACAGGCUGAGAGCACCGGUUGUGUGCGUGCUUGGUCACGUCGAUACAGGGAAGACGAAAAUCCUUGAUAAGCUGCGACGCACCAACGUUCAGGAUGGGGAGGCAGGAGGAAUCACCCAGCAGAUUGGAGCCACAAACGUCCCUAAAGAGACGAUUGAAGAGCAAACAAAGAUGGUGAAAAAUUUUGACAGAGAAGGCAUGAAGAUUCCUGGCAUGUUGAUCAUCGACACCCCAGGUCACGAGUCGUUCAGCAACUUGAGGAACCGAGGUAGCUCCCUAUGUGACAUUGCCAUCCUGGUGGUGGACAUCAUGCACGGUUUGGAACCUCAGACUAUCGAGUCCAUAAACCUGCUGAAGGAAAAGAAGUGUCCCUUUAUUGUGGCGCUCAACAAGAUUGACCGUUUAUACGACUGGAAGAGAAGUCCUGAGACUGACGUCUUGGCAACGCUUAAGAAACAGAAGAAAAACACCAAGGACGAGUUUGAUGAGAGAGCAAAGGCCAUCAUUGUGGAGUUUGCUCAGCAGAGUCUCAACGCCUCCCUGUUCUACGAAAACAAGGACCCCAGGACGUUUGUGUCGUUGGUUCCCACGUCAGCUCACAGCGGCGAUGGAAUCGGAAAUCUCAUUGCGCUUCUAGUCGAGCUGACGCAGACCAUGUUGGCCCGACGGGUCGCGCAUUGUGACGAGCUUCGAGCUCAGGUCAUGGAGGUGAAAGCUUUGCCUGGCAUGGGCACCACUAUAGACGUCAUCCUGAUCAAUGGGCGCCUACGUGAAGGUGAGACCAUCAUUGUCCCUGGAGUGGACGGACCAAUUAUCACACAGAUUAGAGGGCUGCUCCUGCCGCCUCCUCUAAAGGAGCUCCGGGUCAAGAACCAGUAUGAGAAGCACAAAGAGGUCUCAACAUCUCAGGGUGUGAAGAUUCUGGGCAAAGACUUGGAAAAGACGUUGGCGGGGCUCCCCCUGCUGGUGGCGCACAAAGACGACGAAAUACCUGUUUUGAGGGAUGAACUUAUCCAUGAGCUCAAACAAACUCUAAGCUCCUUCAAGCUGGAGGAGAAAGGGGUUUACGUGCAGGCAUCCACGCUGGGAUCACUCGAGGCUCUGCUAGAGUUUCUGCGCACAUCCAAAGUACCCUACGCUGGAAUUAACAUUGGUCCUGUCCACAAGAAGGACGUGAUGAAGGCUUCAGCCAUGCUGGAGCACGACCCCCAGUACGCUGUGAUUUUGGCGUUUGAUGUGAAGGUGGAACGGGAUAGCCAGGAAAUGGCCGACAGCUUCGGCGUCCGCAUUUUCUCCGCGGAAAUCAUCUACCAUCUUUUUGACGCCUUCACCAAGUACCGCGACGACUACAAAAAAUCCAAACAGGAAGAGUUCAAACAUGUAGCAGUAUUUCCUGUGAAGAUUCGUGUACUUCCGCAAUUUAUAUUCAACUCAAGAGAUCCAAUUGUAAUGGGUGUCUCUGUGGAAGCGGGCAUCCUUCGGCAAGGGACACCACUCUGCGUUCCCAGUAAAGGGUUUGUGGACAUCGGUAUCGUCACCAGCAUCGAGAUCAACCACAAGACUGUGGACAUCGCUAAGAAAGGUCAAGAGAUCUGUAUCAAGAUCGAACCCAUUCCCGGCGAGUCGCCCAAGAUGUACGGCCGCCAUUUUGAGGCCACCGACAUUAUUGUCAGCAAGAUCACACGGGCAUCCAUCGACGCGCUGAAGAACUGGUUCCGGGAUGACAUGCAGAAGUCGGACUGGCAGCUGAUCAUGGAACUGAAAAAGACCUUUGAAAUCAUCUGA